CUUCCGCUGCCGUGAGGCGGUGGCGUCGGGGAUCCCCUACGGCUUCCCGGCGGGAGAGGGCGGCCCCGGGAGGCGAUGGCGGCGCCGGAGCAGGAGCCGGGCGGGCAGCGGCCGGCGGGGCUCGGGCAGGGCGGGGAGAGCCCUCCCGCCAGCCCUCCGGCGGCCGCCAUGGGCGACGGGCCGCCGGCCUGGUCCCCGGCUUCGGCCCAGGCGGCCUCGCUGCUGGAGGAGGCGGCGGAGCUCCUGGUGUUGCAGCGGGACUUCGCCGCCGCCCUGGAGCGCUGCGAGGCGGGCUGCGGCAGCCUGGGCCCCGCGCCCGGCCCCGACAGCAGUUGCAUGGAAGUGAAGUGCUCCCUUUGUGUGGUGGGCAUUCAGGCGCUGGCUGAGAUGAACCGGUGGAGAGAAGUUCUGUCCUGGGUCCUGCAGUACUACCAUCGCCCUGAGCAUCUGCCUCCAAAAAUCCUGGAGCUGUGUAUCCUGUUAUACAGCAAAGUGAGAGAGCCCCAGGUGAUGCUGGAGGUUGGCAGUAGCUGGCUGAAGGACCAAACCAAUAAGAGCCUCCCUGAGUAUGGUUCAUUGCUGGAGCUCUAUCUGCUGCAUGUGCUGCUUCCACUUGGCCGAUUUGAGGGGGCAGAAGAGCUUGUGUACAGCUGUGAUGUUCUUGACAGUGAGCAGAAGCUGGCAUUUGUUGAGACCAUUUGUGAAAAGCGAUGUCAGUGGACUCAACAGGAAGAAAUGCACUCAGCUCAUGAUGAGCAGGAAGACAAAGCAACAGAGACUGUUUUGGGUGCUCUGUCCCAAAAGCUCUUGACCAUGCUGACGUUGCUACGAAGAACACUGAGGUCCAUGUCGAGCCACUUCUAUGUACUUCCUUAUAAAAAGAUGCUCUUGGCUACUUUUCUGUUGUACCUGGUAGUGGUGAGAUUAGACCCAGCUUCUCCUACGUCCCUGCCGUUCAUUUGCAAACUGGUGCAGCUCUUCCGACAGGCUUGGGCAGCUGUGUUGUCUCCAAUCCACAGGCCUCCAAUUCAAGACUAAACGUCUUCUGCCUCUGCUGCUGUGUCAGCUUGUCUCAAAGACUUUAUGAACUUCUUCAAGGACUGUUGAAAUCGGUGUCGUAGUAGAGAUGACCACCUGUGAUCUCCUGUGAAGUGGUCCUCUCCUUUCUUCAGACAGGGAGUGGUGGUAUAUGAAUUUUGAAGCCAUGCCAAGUAUUCCUGACAUUACCUUGGCUAUUCAGCGCCGUUCUGUCCAACACAAGGCUAAAGCCACUCCUUCUGUAAUCUACAACUGAUUAAGAUCCUCCUUUUGAAACACUUGGCUUUGGGUGUGGCUCUUGAGUGAGAGGUGUGUAGACAGUUAUGAAGUAUGAUGCCUGUUUGGAAGAUGGUUCCGUCCUUGCAAAUACCAUGCAAUUCCCUGAACAACUGAACCAGCAUUCCUGGAAGCAGGAAUGUUAAAGGCAACAGAGUAUCAGUAAUUAGAGGGAAUAUUCUGUUUUGCCUGAAGACAUCUCAAAUCCCAGUUUCUCUAGCAUGGGUCUGAGGACAAGUACAUGGGAGAAAAACACUGCAGCAAGCAAAGCCUGUUGUGUUUUGAACACCGUGGUUUCUCUUGUGACUGAUGCUUCCUCGUACAGGCACUCUUGAUUUUAAUUUUAUCUAUGGCAGAAAGCCUAGGUGGUGUGCUACAAGUACUGUUGCGCUGCACCUACAGUUCUUAAAUGCAGAUUACAGUACCUUGUGCUUGCCUUGGUGCAUAGUAAUCUGUAGGAGCCUGUGCAAGUGGUAAUGAAAUUUAUUUUUUUAUAUUAUGUUCCAUAUUACUGUCUAGUUGAAUCACUGAGAUUGUUGCAUUGUUUUACUCUUUCCCUACCUCUUGCUUCAUUUAUGAAGAUGUCAGAAAGUCCCAGUAUGUCUAGAAACCUUCCUCCUAUGUCCAUAAAGUCCUAAUUUACAUGGUAACCAUUCAGCAAUGCUCUAUCAUUCAGAACAAACAAAUCUUUGGUAGAAAUUCUGAGAUCCCCACAGCUGUUGCAAGAAAGUUACUGUCUUUACAGAAGGUCUUACCAGGCUGACGCUGUUUCUCAUCACCUGGGGCAGAGAUUGGAGGUCUGCAGGAGAACAAUUAAUUCCAAUUGAUGGACAGUGAGUAAGUGCCAAGGGAGAGAGCACUGACUAUUUCAAGAUUGCUUCUACUGGAGCAAGCUGCACAUGUGCUGGAGAGAACAAGUUAGAGCCAUGUGGCAAAUGUAGCCAGCUAUCCCAGCAUCUGUGCCAAGAUGAUUCAGGCUGACCAACAUCAGCCAAAACUACAGAAACAAAGCUGCCUUCUUGGUGGGCAGUUUCUAUCCAACAGCAGUUUAUGAAAUAAUAAAUUUCCCUUUGAAGUCAAGCUAAAUUCUAAAUGAUACGUGACCGUUCAGCUAACAAUCACCUUUUUAAUCUCAAUUUCUGUUAACACUUCCAGUUAAAUGGCAGAGUUGCAUUUUGGGGACUGGGUUCAGUGAGCAGACCAUAUGUUAUGUGUAGAGCUCUGUUAUAUAUCAUAGCCAUUCAUUUACCGGAACUCUAACAUUCAACUUGAUUUUAUUGGUAGGUUUGCAACCUCCACUUCUUUUGAGUACUACUGAUGUUGGAUUUGAAUUGUGUUUAGCUCUCCAUGAGAGGGGCAAAGGCAGAAACAACCAAUCUUUCUUUUUUUCCAAUGAAUACUAAACCCGCAAUAUUUAAUUUUCACAAUAAAAUGACUACUUAUUUACCUCUUUGUAGAGUUGUUUGUUUGUGCUGUGAUGAAGUGUAUCAAAGCUUUAUCAUUUAAUGUAUUGAUGCUGUAGAGCCUUGAAAUAGUUUCUGGAAAUGUUUCAUAUGUGUCCUCAUUGUCCAAGUACAUUGGAAUUAGGUAGCGGACUUGCUAAUUAAGUAGAGACUUACAGGUCUGCAUUUUCAUAGGAGUUCAGAAAGUGAUAAUUACUUUCUGUGAAAGAUGCAAUAUAUAUAUAUAUUUUAAAAUAUAUUUAAGUCUUUCUGUGUACUUUGGGAUGGCUAAGAUCAGAACUACUGAGAAUAAAGUACCUGGUACUUGUCUUGA
This is a messenger RNA of Gallus gallus (chicken), 3090 nucleotides long. It is a transcript of the gene PEX26, whose product is annotated as peroxisomal biogenesis factor 26. The record is from RefSeq and is a predicted model, not a curated record. Bases 76 to 1038 code for a protein of 320 amino acids. Gene Ontology annotation, biological process: protein import into peroxisome membrane; protein import into peroxisome matrix. Gene Ontology annotation, cellular component: peroxisome; peroxisomal membrane. The transcript is spliced from 5 exons. Lineage: Eukaryota; Metazoa; Chordata; Aves; Galliformes; Phasianidae. Gene Ontology annotation, molecular function: protein-containing complex binding; ATPase binding.